GAAGAGUAAACAAAACAUUUAUUUUAUUUUAUUAGCCGCUUCUAUUUGUCGUUACUCUACCAAAAUGACUGCGAUCGAUAAAAUACAAGUGUUGGAUUCCAUCGAAAAGGAACUGAUCAUGUGUUUACAGAGUGCAGGACAAGCGUUGCUCGAGCUCAGCAAGGAGAAGACCAGUCAAAAAGCCACCGAAACCCACACGAAUCAAUUCCUAAAAUCAUUGAACACUGUCGAAUCUAAACUUUCCGAGCAAAUCAACUAUUUGACGCAGGUGUCCACCGGACAGCCACACGAGGGAUCUGGUUAUGCGGCAGCAAAAGUUCUCCAGAUGGCUUGGCAUCGUAUCCAGCAUGUCAAGUCUCGCAUUAAGGAGCUGGAAGAGUGCAAAAUGAAAUACGUCCAGGCGGCCAACAGGCUUCAGUCGCAGCGUGUCGGACAAAAUCCUGCCUCCACAACAGCAGGUGUUAUGUUGUAAGUGAUACUGUUAUGGGCAUACGAUAUUGGAAUAAAAACAACUCAUUAUUUUACGAUAAA
This is a messenger RNA of Toxorhynchites rutilus septentrionalis, 531 nucleotides long. It is a transcript of the gene MED11, whose product is annotated as mediator of RNA polymerase II transcription subunit 11. Gene Ontology annotation, cellular component: mediator complex. The transcript is spliced from 2 exons. The coding region runs from base 65 to 472 and encodes 135 amino acids. Gene Ontology annotation, biological process: regulation of transcription by RNA polymerase II. Gene Ontology annotation, molecular function: transcription coregulator activity. The record is from RefSeq and is a predicted model, not a curated record. NCBI's taxonomy places the organism in Eukaryota, Metazoa, Arthropoda, Insecta, Diptera, Culicidae.